AUGUCCUGCUCCAGCCUGUGUGCCCCUUCGUGUGGGGUGGCCGCCCCGCACCCACUGGCUGACACCACCAACGAGCCCUGCGUGCGUCAGUGCCAGAGCUCCUCGGUGGUGAUCCAGCCCCCGGCCACGGUGGUCACCUUCCCUGGACCCAUCCUCAGCUCCUUCCCACAGCACAGCGUUGUGGGCUCAGCGGGAGUCCCUGCCAUUGCCGGGGGCUACGGCAGCGGUUUUGGAGGCUAUGGUGGUUUUGGAGGCUAUGGAGGUUAUGGGGGCUAUGGAGGCCUUGGUGGCUGUGGGGGCUAUGGAGGCUAUGGUAGCUGUGGUGGCUACGGAGGCUUUGGUGGCUACGGAGGCUAUGGGGGCUUCGGAUAUGGAGGCUGGGGCCGAGGCCUUGUGUCCUUCGGUGCCAGCUGUGGGAGCUGCUAA
This is a messenger RNA of Strigops habroptila (Kakapo), 426 nucleotides long. Its product is annotated as claw keratin-like. Gene Ontology annotation, molecular function: structural constituent of cytoskeleton. Lineage: Eukaryota; Metazoa; Chordata; Aves; Psittaciformes; Psittacidae. The coding region runs from base 1 to 426 and encodes 141 amino acids. The transcript has a single exon. The record is from RefSeq and is a predicted model, not a curated record. Gene Ontology annotation, cellular component: intermediate filament.